Molecule: messenger RNA, 1191 nt
Organism: Staurois parvus
Lineage: Eukaryota; Metazoa; Chordata; Amphibia; Anura; Ranidae
Source: the annotation of a GenBank genome assembly
GUGAUUGUGUCACUGGUUCUUGGAUAUGUUGACAUCCACAAUUAUUACGCCAGUUCACCUGUGAAAUUUACGCUCUCUCUGAUCUCCAUAAUGCCACUUUCUUACUAUAUUGGAAUGGCAAUUGCAAGUAUAUCUGCUCAAAGCAACUUUGCACUGGGAGCUGUGGUGAAUGCUACUUUUGGCUCAAUCAUUGAACUGACUUUCUACAUCACAGCACUGAUUAAGGGGGCUCGAGAAGAUAACAAGUGCUAUGAAGAGGUGGUAAAGUCUGCUCUGACCGGCACAUUACUGGGGUGUGUCCUCUUUGUUCCUGGUUUGUGUAUGAUCAUUGGUGGAAUAAAGCACCAGGAACAAAGGUUUAAUAGUAGAUCAGCUGGAGUAGGCUCUGCACUGCUGUUUAUAUCUGUAGGAGGUGUAUUUGCUCCUACACUGUUCUCCAAAGUAUAUGGAAAGAUGGAUCUGUGGAAACUGUAUGAACUUUUGGACAAAAUGGUACAAACAAGUAUAUCUGUCAGAAUUGCCACACUUUUUUUGACAGGACAAAAUGACACCAUGUUUUACAGUGAUGUAAGGCCCUUGGUGUACACUGUGUCCAUUCUGCUGCCCGCUGCUUAUGUAAUAGGGCUUAUCUUUACACUCAAGACUCAUUCUCAUAUUUAUGAUAUUCACAUCAGUGACUGCCAUGUGCCUGGCCACCAUCAUAGCCCUGUUGUUCACUGGUCUCGGUGGCGGGCAGUGAUCAUUCUCAUUGGCUCUACUUUAUUAAUGGCGGCAUGUGCAGAUCUGGCCACUGAGCAUAUCAGUCCAAUUCUUAAAGAAGCCACAGUGUCACAGUAUUUUAUUGGGGUGACUGUUUUAGCAUUGAUCCCUGAGCUUCCUGAACUUGUUAAUGGGAUUCAGUUUGCACUGCUCAACAAUCUAAGUCUAAGCAUCGAGAUUGGAACUUGCAUUGCGGUUCAGGUGUGCAUGUUGCAGAUUCCCAUACUGGUCCUAUUCUCUGUAUUUUAUCCAACAGGAUUCGUUCUGAUUUUCAGUGACCUUCAUCUUUGGGCCUGUAUGUUCAGCGUGAUUCUGAUGAAUUAUAUCUUCAUGGAUGGGAAGUGUGAUUACUUUCAGGGCACUGCCCUGGUCAUGGUUUACUUCAUACUGCUGGCCAUGUAUUUCUUUGCUCCAUCUCCUAGUGGCUGCUGA